AUGGAUUACGAUGUCGUGAUCGUUGGAGCUGGAUGUGCAGGAUUGGCAACAGCAAUCCGCCUAAAGACGGAGGCGGCCAAACAACAGAAGGACAUUUCUGUAUGUGUGUUAGAAAAGGGAGAAAUGGUCGGAUCCCACAUUCUAAGUGGCUGUCUCUUCGAUCCAGCGCCAUUGAACACUCUCCUGCCGAACUGGAAAGAGCUUGACCCGCCGAUCACACAGAAAGUAACACAGGAAUCGAUGCGUUUUUUCUUCAGCCAGGAGAACAGCUGCUCCAUUCCCUCCUCCCUCAUUCCCAAACCCACACGCCACACAAACCAUUACAUUGUUAGUCUAAGCAACGUCACACGAUGGCUCGGCGAGAUCGCUGAACAGCACGGCGUUGACAUUUUCACAGACACGGGGGUUUCCUCCCUCCUACUCGAGCAAAAUCGUGCCGUUGGAGUCAUCACAGUCGAUAAAGGAAUCGAUCCCCAGGGAAAUCCGAAGGACGAUUUCCUCCCAGGAUACGAGAUCCGCGGGAAAUCGAUCGUUCUAGCGGAAGGAGCGUUGGGCUCUGUAACCGAAUCCGCGAUUCGGCAGUUUCAUUUAGAAUCGAAAGGAGUUCGAACGUAUGGAUUAGGGAUGAAAGAGGUGUGGGAGUUGCAGAACAGCGAGGAAUUGGCGGGGAAGGUAAUCCACACAUUGGGCUAUCCGCUCCAACGGGGACUAAACGAUUCAUUGUAUGGAGGAGGCUUUCUGUAUUUCCAAGAGCCGAAUCUAUUGCAUAUUGGUUAUGUUAUCGUAGGACUUGAUUACGAAGACACGUUCAUCUCUCCCUAUGAGGAGUUUCAGCUCUUCAAACAGCUCGAUUUUGUCUCUGCGUUUCUGCGCAAAGGCGAGCGACUGGAGUACGGAGCUCGCGUGAUUUAUGAGGGCGGGCUUCUAGGACAAAUCGCUCCUGCAUUCCCCGGAGGACUCAUUGUGGGAGAGAGUUUAGGCGUCAUGAACAUGCUUUCCUUGCAGGGAUCGCACAACGCGAUCGAAACGGGAAUUCUGGCGGCGGAUUCGCUGCUGGAAGAGUGGGAGUCGCUUGCUCCCGGAUCGGUUUCGAAGGCGUUUCCCGCGAAAUUAGAGAAGAGCAGGAUGCGGAAAGAACUGUACAAUUCGCGUAGCAGUCGAGCGAUGUUUCACGCAGGUCUGCUUUCUGGAAUGUUCUAUUCGUUUGUGUCCGGCACGUUGCUCGGCAAUCGCAAUCUAUUCACGCAUUAUUUACCUCCCGGAAUGGAUUGGGAGAAGACGAAAACGGCAAAGGAGAGCGAAAAGUGCAUUCGCAGAGGGUACCAGAAGCCUGAUGGUGUGGUUAGUUUUGAUCGUGAAUCGUCGUUGGCUCUGAGCAGUGUGGAAUACCCUGAGGAGUUAUCGCAUAUUCGAGUGAAGAAGGGAAUGGAGCAGGUUCCUGUGGAUUAUUCGCUGAAAGAGUAUGAUGCUCCGGAGCAGAGGUUCUGUCCUGCGAAUGUUUACGAAUAUGUGAAGAACGAUGAAGGAAAGGUGUCUCUAAAGAUUCAUAACGAGAAUUGUAUUCAUUGCAAAACAUGUGUGGUUAAAACUCCGAAGCAGUUUGUGGAAUGGACAGUGCCGAGUUCUGGAGGUCCGAACUACUCCGGUAUGUAG
Molecule: messenger RNA, 1653 nt
Organism: Blastocystis hominis
Lineage: Eukaryota; Bigyra; Opalinata; Blastocystidae
Exons: 7
Coding region: 1-1653 (550 amino acids)
Biological process (GO): electron transport chain
Molecular function (GO): iron-sulfur cluster binding; electron-transferring-flavoprotein dehydrogenase activity
Source: RefSeq, a predicted model, not a curated record